AUGUCUGAAAACAGCAGUCCAAUUAAAUACUUUCUUAGUGGAGGUUUCGGAGGGGUGUGUACUGUACUAGCCGGACACCCCAUGGACACUAUCAAAGUAAGAUUGCAGACUAUGCCUCUCCCUAAACCUGGCGAAGUUGCUUUGUACGCUGGAACUUGGGAUUGUUUUAAAAAAACUGUACAAAAGGAAGGAUUUCGCGGGCUUUAUAAAGGAAUGUCAGCACCUCUGACGGGAGUUGCGCCAAUUUUCGCAAUAAGUUUCUUCGGUUUUGGACUUGGUAAAAAAUUAAUCAAAUCUGACGAAAAUCAAGUUCUUACCAAACCGGAACUGUUCGCUGCCGGUGCGUUUUCUGGUAUUUUCACUACAUCUAUCAUGGCCCCCGGUGAACGUAUUAAGUGUUUGCUACAAAUUCAACAAGGUGGGAAUGUACCUCAGAAGUAUAAUGGUAUGCUUGACUGUGCCAGACAGCUAUAUGCAGAGGGUGGUAUACGAAGUAUUUAUAAGGGCAGUGUAGCCACUAUUUUACGAGAUGUGCCAGCCAGCGGUAUGUAUUUCAUGACCUAUGAAUGGGUCAAAGAAGUACUUGUGCCUGAGGAUGCCACUGCUAAAGUGAAAAUGAUGGCAACUAUCGUUGCUGGUGGCUGCGCUGGUAUAGCUAACUGGUUGGUAGGCAUGCCGGCUGACGUUUUAAAGAGCAGAUUACAAACGGCCCCAGAAGGUACAUAUCCUAAUGGUAUGAGAGACGUAUUCAAACAGUUAAUGGAGAGGGAAGGACCUACUGCGCUAUACAAAGGUGUAACACCUGUCAUGAUAAGAGCUUUCCCAGCGAAUGCCGCUUGUUUUGUUGGUUUCGAGUUAGCUGUUAACUUCCUUAACUGGGUCGCUCCCAAUCUUUGA
Danaus chrysippus (African queen) is the source of this 897-nucleotide messenger RNA. NCBI's taxonomy places the organism in Eukaryota, Metazoa, Arthropoda, Insecta, Lepidoptera, Nymphalidae. The record is from the annotation of a GenBank genome assembly.